CACCUACUGGCACGCCUCAGCUGCAGGAGUUGUUUAGUAGUCUGGUAUAAAAUCUGUUUGUAAAACUUGCCCGUCGUGAUUCCAAAAUGGGAAAGCUGGUCUUCAUGUCGGUUUUAAUAGCUGCCUUAUCAGCACUGAUUGGAGACAGGAUCGUCAACUUAAGGAAAAGGACCCUGGCCACCAGAGAGCUGGUCCAGAGUCACCUCCCCAACUGUGUUGAACUCAAAAAUCUGGAAAAUGGCUCAGAGGACAUAACGAUCCUUGGAAACGGACUUGCCUUUAUCAGCAGUGGUCUGAAGUAUCCUGGAAUGCCGGUCCCUGAUGCAAAAGGAAAGAUUUUCACCCUCGAUUUGAAAGAUUCUCGGAUGAAACCAGUGGAGUUGCGCAUGCCAAGAAACUUUGAUCUGGAGUCAUUCAACCCUCAUGGCAUCAGCGUAUACACCGACCCAAGUGAUGACACAGUAUACCUGUUUGUCGUCAAUCACCCUGAACACAAAAGCCAAGUAGAGCUGUUCAAAUAUGUUGAGGAUGACCACUCCCUGGAGCAUCUGAAAACCAUAAAACAUGAGCUUCUUCACAGUGUAAACGAUCUUGUUGCAGUGGGAGUGGAUAGCUUCUAUGCCACCAAUGAUCACUACUUUACCCAUGAAAUCCUUAAUUAUUUGGAGUCUCUUCUGGCUCAGCCUUGGACUAAUGUUGUGUACUACAGUCCUGAGGAAGUGACAGUGGUCUCUGAGGGGUAUUACUUUGCAAAUGGCAUUAAUAUCUCACCAGACGGAAGGCACAUAUAUGUGGCAGAUGUGUUUGACCACAAGGUACAUGUGCUUGAGCAGAAAGAAGACAAUGCGUUAGUCUCUGUGAAGUCUGUGGCUGUGGGUUCACUCUGUGACAACAUUGAAGUGGAUGCUGAAACUGGAGACCUGUGGUUGGGCUGUCACCCUAAUGCAUGGAAACUUUUAAUGUAUGACCCAAAGAGCCCAGCUGGAUCAGAGGUCAUCAAAAUCCAGAACAUUCAUUCUGAUGAGCCAGUGGUGACUCAGGUGUACGCUGACGACGGCCAGGUGCUCAUUGGCUCCUCUGUAGCAGCUCCCUAUGGGGGGAAGUUGCUCAUUGGCACUGUGUUCCACAAAGCUCUGUGCUGUGAUCUCAAUUAGGCAAUGACUCUAUAACAUAUG
Molecule: messenger RNA, 1175 nt
Organism: Epinephelus moara (kelp grouper)
Lineage: Eukaryota; Metazoa; Chordata; Actinopteri; Perciformes; Serranidae
Product: serum paraoxonase/arylesterase 2-like
Exons: 9
Coding region: 87-1154 (355 amino acids)
Molecular function (GO): arylesterase activity
Source: RefSeq, a predicted model, not a curated record